Messenger RNA from Bolinopsis microptera, 733 nucleotides. RefSeq lists its product as uncharacterized. The transcript has a single exon. Gene Ontology annotation, biological process: UTP biosynthetic process; GTP biosynthetic process; CTP biosynthetic process. NCBI's taxonomy places the organism in Eukaryota, Metazoa, Ctenophora, Tentaculata, Lobata, Bolinopsidae. The record is from RefSeq and is a predicted model, not a curated record. Gene Ontology annotation, molecular function: nucleoside diphosphate kinase activity. The coding region runs from base 35 to 496 and encodes 153 amino acids.
AUUCUGAUCAAUUUGCAAAUCUCAGUCAGGUGCAAUGGCUAAAAAUGCAGAGAGAACAUACAUCAUGGUGAAACCCGAUGGGGUUCAACGAGGCCUUGUUGGCAACAUAAUCUCCAGAUUUGAGAAGAGGGGUUACCAACUUUGUGGUCUGAAAAUGAGAACAGCCUCAAAGGAACUUUUAGAGGAGCAUUACGGAGAAUUGAAGACAAAAGCUUUCUUCCCCGGUCUUAUCAACUUUAUGACCAGUGGACCAGUUGUAUCGAUGUGCUGGCAAGGUAAAGACGUUGUGAAACAGGGCAGAGCUAUGUUGGGCGAGACUGAUCCUCUCAAAUCUAAGCCUGGUAGUAUCAGGGGAGAUUAUUGUAUUGAUAUGGGUAAGAAUGUUUGCCAUGGCUCCGACUCUGUGGAAACUGCACAGGAUGAGAUCAAAAUGUGGUUUAAGCCUGAUGAGGUUGUCGAUUAUAGUCUGACUGCUUAUAAAGACAUCUACGAAUAGGCUUUCGUGUUGAAUUUUACGCUGUUCUGCAAAUUUGUGCUGGAUCACAAGGCUACAUUUUAUCCUCUUUUAUGAGUUUAUUUGAAACUUUGACCCUUUUAUUCCUUUUAUUUUUGUACAUAUUUUCUUGAAACAGAUGUAUCAUUCACUAGCAUUGUAAAAUAAAAUAUCCUUCAAGAAUUUGUUCCUUACGCGUAAGCUGUUGUGUUGAUAUUUGCGCUUGAUUCUUAUUAAAAA